Molecule: messenger RNA, 3606 nt
Organism: Oncorhynchus tshawytscha (Chinook salmon)
Lineage: Eukaryota; Metazoa; Chordata; Actinopteri; Salmoniformes; Salmonidae
Product: ADAMTS-like protein 2
Exons: 18
Coding region: 283-3312 (1009 amino acids)
Biological process (GO): extracellular matrix organization
Cellular component (GO): extracellular matrix
Molecular function (GO): metalloendopeptidase activity
Source: RefSeq, a predicted model, not a curated record
CAUACACACACACAGGAGAACUAUCCCACUACCCCUGGUGGAGGUAGUCACUAUUGAAAGAGCCAGAAGUGGGUUUCAGAUUUAGGGUACAAGGUUCUGCAAGUCUACAACGUCAAUCAAAGCCGGCUUGACCAACCCCCUUUUCCCUUCGGGCCAGCAGGUUGUAAAGCCAUUAAAGAAAGCAUCAAGGAUUUUCUUCCCAAUAGACCUCUUAGUGCGAGCCUCCCUUUCAAGCUGUGGUUAAGGUUGGGGGGGCGAGGUCUCCUUGUUCCUAAAUGAACCAUGUACUGUUUUUGGAGCGCAAGAUUCGGUAUUAUUCUUAUUCACAGCGCUGUCUUCCUAUUCGGAACUUUUGGGAGAGCAUCCACCAGCAACAUUAAGGACAGUAGUGACGGGAGGGAGGAGGUCCAGCGGCAGAGCCGGCACAGCCAGAGGUACCAGAUCCGGGGACAGCAGCCCGACGAGGUGGCCCAGUGGUGGGGAGAGUGGAGCAGCUGGUCCACCUGCUCUAGGACCUGUGGAGGAGGGGUGCGCUCUCAGGAACGACACUGUCUGCAGCAGAGACUCACUGCCACACAGAACAUCAACAGCUCCUUCUGUGUCGGAUCUCCGAAGCAGUAUCAGCUAUGUCCAUUUCAGCCCUGUGUCAGUACCAGUGUUAGCUUCAAGCAGCAGCAGUGCUCCCAGUUCAACGCCAAAGCCUUCGGCAGGAGACACUACGAGUGGGUGCCCCUCUAUCCAGAUGACUACAUCAGUAUCUCCAACAAGCCGUGUGACCUACAGUGCACCAGCACCACAGGGGAGAGGCAGCUGCUGGUCCCGGCCCACGACGGAACCUACUGCCGGGACGGCAUCUACCAGGGCGUCUGCAUCGAGGGCCAGUGUCAGACGGUGGGUUGUGACGGGAAGCUUUACUCCAGUAAAACGGUAGAUACGUGUGGUGUGUGUGGCGGGAAUGGCAGCUCCUGCUACAGAGUGUCUGGAUCUCACCGGAAAGGGAGCACACAGUUAGGUUAUGUGUUUAUCACCAACAUUCCUGUUGGUGCCACCGACAUCCAGAUCAUUGAGAGACGGAAAACCGAAAAUAUACUGGCCCUAUCCGAUGAAGCAGGACACUUCUUUUUCAAUGGGAACACAAUUAUCGACAAUCCCCGUAACUUCCGUGUUGCUGGCACAGUCUUCAAGUACAGGAGACCCGCUAACCUCUUAUCAGAUGGAUUUGAGUACAUCAUCGCCCAAGGACCCACUGACCAGGGGCUAAACGUCAUGUACUACAACCUGAACGGAAAGAUGCCCCACAUCACAUACGAGUACACCGUACCUCGCACCCCAGAAGCCCGCACAACAACCCCAGUAGCCUCGCCUCCAGAGGAGGUCCAGAUACGAGCACUGUCCGUUGUCGAACCAGCGGUCCCAGAACCAUGGCCCCCGGUGGCCCAAGAAACAAUGGCCAACGUCACUGCCACUGAACUCUCCUUCAAUGACAAUGAGAUUGAGGCCAGCGAGGACUAUGGGAAGCUGGGAAACCACAGUGGUGUUCGGGUCCCGGACAACCCCCCGGAGGUUGACCAUGACCUGGAUCAUGACCAUGAAGGUCUUGUGUGGGAACUACAGGCUCCUCUCAACCUCAGUCAACCACCAGCCAUGCUGGUGUUCAGACCGGCCAGUGAGAUCCACCACAACAACCUGGAGAAUAAGCUAGGAGACCAGGGACACCCUGCACCUGCUAACUACAGGACAGACUCAAACUUGAUCGAUGGUGACUCUCCUGGUCCCAACGGCACCCACCGACCAUCCAAGCCCCUCCACAGGGGCCUGUUCCUGGACCUGGUCUCUGAGCCAGGAGGCCUCAGACAACCCUGCCAGGAUGGCUCCAACCUCUGCCCUCUCCUGGAACUCAACACCAGCUCCUCCCUGGACAACAGCCUGGCCCAGCUGGAGAUCUACCCAGGCAGCCUCAAACUCCACGAGGCCACAGCUGAGGACAACGCCCCCUAUGGACUCCUUUUCGAACCAGAGCCCAACGGGACAGAGAGUUCCAACCUCGUCAACCUCCACCAGGUAGAGCCGGUACAGGCCCCCGACACAGAGAGCAGCAAUGAGUUUGAGGUGGGAUUGCUUGACCGUGACAUCAGCCUUGCUGACAUGUACAGAUGGAAGGUAUCUGCGUAUGCACCCUGCAGUUCAACAUGUACCACAGGUAUCAGUACGUCCUACGCCCUGUGUGUCCGGUAUGACGGCUCUGAGGUGGACGAGACUUACUGUGACGCUGUGACCAGACCUGAACCCACACACGAGUUCUGCACCGGGAAGGAGUGUCCACCAAGGUGGGAGACCAGUCGGUGGAGUGAGUGUUCGAGGACGUGCGGCGAGGGUUACCAGUUCCGUACGGUGCGCUGCUGGAAGAUGAUGGCGCCAGGCUUCGACAGCUCCGUGUAUGACGAGCUGUGUGUGGCUGCAGAGCUGCAGAAACCAAUGGCACGCAAGGCCUGCAAGAGCAAAGGCUGUGGCCCACAAUGGGAAGUCUCUGACUGGUCUGAGUGUUCCGCUCGUUGUGGGGGACGUGGUUUGAGGAGUCGGGAGGUGCGCUGCUCCAUGGAGACGCGCCUGUGUAACGAAUCCUCGCGGCCACUCAGUGAGAAGGAGUGCGAGGGACCGCCCUGUGACCGCAGGUGGACCGUUUCGGACUGGGGCCCUUGUUCAGGGGCCUGUGGCGAGGGCAGGAUGACGCGCUACGUGGCGUGCAAGAACAGCAACGGCAACGUGAUCUCUGACGGCCAGUGCGACCUGGACCUCAAGCCCCUGGCCGUGUACCCCUGUGGGGACAAGAACUGCCCCGCGCACUGGGUAGAGCAGGAGUGGGAACAGUGUAACACCACCUGUGGGCGGGGGGUGAAAACGCGGCAGGUGGUGUGUUCCGGCCUGGAGGACGGCGUGUUCAAGGAGUUCCACGGGCAGACGUGUGACUCCGCCCUCAAACCCGAGGAGAGCUCCGCCUGCUUCGAGAGGCCCUGCUCCAAGUGGUUCACCACUUCCUGGUCUCAGUGCAGUAAGACAUGUGGCAGCGGGGUGCACGUUCGGGAGGUGAAGUGCUACCAGGGGGAGGAGCUAGGCCACAGCUGUGAUUCUGCCCUCAAACCUGAGGCCGGGCAGACGUGUGAGGUGCAGGCCUGUCCCACAGAGGCCCCAGUUGAAGAGGUGUGUCAGGACAAGGCUACGGCCAACUGUGCCCUGGUGCUGAAGGUGAAGCUGUGUACACACUGGUACUACAGGAAGGCCUGCUGCCAGUCCUGUAAGGGCAAGGCCCCGUAAGGGCCAGGGGCCCGCACUCACAAUGGCCCCCCACAGAAUGUGAAGACAGUCCCCAUACAGGACACCUUGCACUGUGCCCUGGACUCUUUUCCUUUAGAUUGUAGACUUGUCCUAUAGCCUGGUUCCAGAAGUUAUAUGGCUUGUAGCCAACUUGGACUUGUUUUCAUGCCAAAGCUACGGGUAACUGCCAAAAUAAUGGAAACGCCAACAUAAAGUGUCUUAAUAGGGCGUUGGGCCACCACGAGCUGCCAGAACAGCUUCAAUGCACCUUAGCAUAGAUUCUACAAGUGUCUG